Molecule: messenger RNA, 669 nt
Organism: Rotaria sp. Silwood2
Lineage: Eukaryota; Metazoa; Rotifera; Eurotatoria; Philodinida; Philodinidae
Source: the annotation of a GenBank genome assembly
AUGCUUGAAUUAUCUAAUCAAUUAAAGAAGAUGUCUAAUCAAAAUUGGACACUGAAUUUAGAAUACAAUACACAACUAUCGCCUGUCGGAUAUCGUUAUUUGGCUGAUAUUUUGUCCUCUACAAUUACAAUUGUUGAUCUAUGCGUUGCAAGCAAUGACAUGAGCGAGGAAGCGCGGACAAAUCUUCUUAAUAAUCUUUGGAAAAAUAAAACAUUGAAAAAUUUCAACAUAUGUAAUAAUAAACUUAACAAUCAAGACAUUGAAUAUGUUGGUCGUUUCAUACAAAACAAUUCUGUAAUUAAAGAAAUCGAUCUUAGCAUAUGUAAAAUCGAUGAUGAUGGCGCUAUCUGUUUAGCUAAAUUUUUGGUUGAAAGCAGUUUGGAAAAAUUAGACUUAUCUCAAAAUUCAAUUAACGAUCGUGGUUGUGCAAGUCUUCUUUCCUCCAUUCCACCCACGCUAACGGAUUUAUUGCUUGAUAAUAAUAAAAUAUCAGAAUCAAGUUUGCAAACGAUUCUUAAUUUUCUUGCUGCUAAUCGAACAUUAAGAAAACUUACACUAAGUAAUAAUCCGAUUUUCUUUAAAAAAGGUGACUCAAAUGAAUAUAACGACGCUGUUUCGGAACAAUUAAGUCAAGCUGCAAAACAAAAUAAUAUUUGUGAACUUGAUUAA